Messenger RNA from Pyricularia pennisetigena, 1323 nucleotides. RefSeq lists its product as uncharacterized. Lineage: Eukaryota; Fungi; Ascomycota; Sordariomycetes; Magnaporthales; Pyriculariaceae. The record is from RefSeq and is a predicted model, not a curated record. Gene Ontology annotation, biological process: chitin catabolic process; carbohydrate metabolic process. Gene Ontology annotation, cellular component: extracellular region. The transcript has 2 exons. Gene Ontology annotation, molecular function: chitin binding; chitinase activity. The coding region runs from base 1 to 1323 and encodes 440 amino acids.
AUGCGGCCUAGUACACUCGUUCUCCCCUUGACAGUCUUGGCAGGAUCUGUCACCUCAAGACUUACAGCAUCUCAAGGCCGCAGGCUGCACGGUCGCGAGGCUCCCCAAGACAUAUGCCCUAACAAGGAUUCGGGCGCGUACCGCAGCGUCGCCUAUGUGACCAACUGGAGCAUAUACGGCGCAAAGUUUCUGCCAGAGCAGAUCGCAGUGGACAGCAUUUCGCAUGUUCAGUAUGCGUUUGCAGACAUUCUUAGCAAUGGCACCGUCGUCUCGUCCGACCCAUGGGCAGACACCCAGAAGCAGUUUGGCAACGGCACCCAAGGAGGAGGAGGAGGAGGCAACUCGAGUGACGCGCACGGGCUAGUCGAGCAGCUGUACAAGAUCAAGCAGGCGAACCGCAAGGUCAAGACGCUGCUCUCGAUCGGCGGCUACACGUGGUCUCCCAAGUUCGUGCCCGUGGCGGCGGACCCGGCCAAGCGGGCGGUCUUUGUGUCGUCGGCCGUGACGCUCAUGGGAGACUGGGGCAUGGACGGCCUCGACGUGGACUGGGAGUACCCGGACACGAACGAGACCAACAAGAACUGCGUGCUCCUCCUGCAGGAGCUGCGAAGGGGUCUCGACGACUACUCGCAGCAGCACACGGGCGGCCAGUACAAGUUCUCCCUGAGCAUGCCGGCGCCGGCGGGGCCGACGCACUACGCGGCGUUUGACUUCAAGGCCAUGGACGCCAACCUGGACUUUUGGUCCAUCAUGGCGUUUGACUUUGCCGGGUCGUGGGACAACACGACGGGCCACCAGACCAACGUGUUUCCGGGCCCUUUCCCCACCACCAAGGCGAGCAUCGACGUGGCCGUGUCCGCCUACGUCAAAGGCGGCGUGUCGCCGGGUAAGAUCAACCUUGGUCUGCCGCUGUACGGGCGGUCGUUUGACAAGACGACGGGGCUGGGCAGGGCGUACACGGCCUCGACGACGGGCAGCCUCGAGGGCCAGGCCGGGGUGUGGACCUACAAGGACCUGCCGCGGGCCGGGGCCACGGUGCUCUACGACGACGUGGCCAAGGCGUCGUACAGCAUGGACAACGCGACGGGGCAGCUGAUAUCGUACGACGACCUCAGGUCGGUGCGGUUCAAGUCGGGCUACAUCAAGGAGAACCAGAUCGGGGGCGUCAUGUUUUGGGAGUCCUCGCAGGACAAGCCCGGGAAUAACAGCAUCGUGAGGAACAUGGCCAAGUUCCUGGGCAAGCUGGAGAGCGCGCAGAACUGGCUCUCUUACCCUGGGUCGCAGUAUGCCAAUAUUAAGAACAAUAUGGGCAGAGCUGUUUAA